UGCACAGGACAGAGGCCUGGUCUGGGGGCGGUGUGGGGAGGUGGGAAGUGGAGAUCACUCUGGCCUCCUCCAUCAUGUCGGCCAACAGGGCAGAGAUGAAGAAGACAAAUCUGAGCAAGAACUACAAGGCAGUCUGCCUGGAAUUGAAGCCAGAGCCGACCAAAGUAAGAAGCUGUUUGGAGGCCAUGCCAGCAGCCAGGCCUGAGAUCCGUGGGGAGGUGACCUGGAGUCAGGGGUCCUUCGCUGUUGCUGGUAGCCAAGACCUGUCCCAGGUGCUGGAGGAUACAGAGAGAGACGAGCUCUUUGCUUUCAUAGAACGUCACACUAGUAACAAGUCAGAUACGCCAGGAAGCAAGGCAAAGUCAGUCGGUUACCUGACCUAUGAUUACAAAGGAAUUAAAGAAAGGCCAUUUACCAAAACAUUAGUGACACAGGAGCUGAAGAAUGAACUUAGGGAGGUGAGGGAAGAGCUGAAGGAAAAAAUGGAGGAGAUAAAACAGAUAAAGGAUAUAAUGGACAAGGAUUUUGAUAAACUUCACGAAUUUGUGGAAAUUAUGAAGGUGCUUCUAAUCCAGGAGGACUUCCAAAGUCCAUUGCAAGAAAGGAUUGCAGACGAAAUAAUUGUCCGUUCAUGGGAGUUUAGAGACAUGAGUAAUAAAAUGUGGGUUGCAGUAACCAGAGGAGAUCUUAUGGAGAAGGAGAUGCAGAAGGACAUGGAUGAGAAGAUGGACGUUCUAAUCAAUGUGCAGAAGAACAAGAAGCUUCCCCUUAGAAAAGGACCAAAGGAGCAGCCGGAACUUGGGCUGCUGGGCAAGGCUGACACAGACCCACGGCUCCGACUCAAGAAAAUGGACAGAGCCGAGGGAACAUCCCUAGCCCGUCACAAGAACACGAUGGCACCACAGAAACCCCAGAAGGACGCGGUGGAUUCCCUUCAUCAGUGCGGGUCCUGCUGUGAGAAAUGUUUGUUGUGUGCCCUAAAGAACAACUGCAAUGAGGGAAAACUUCCAUGCCAGCCCUGGGCACCUUUAUCACCCUUGCCAUCUGGAGCUGCUUUCUGAUUUAUCUGUACCUCAAUGCUGGCGAGACGGAGUACGUACUGCCGACCUAGUGCAGCCCCAGAACCUUCCAGCAGCUGCAGUCCAGCUCCCCAGCUCCCGAGCUAUACAGCCAGGGCAGGCUUCCUAAACACCAUCCGCCCCAGGCCUCCAUCUGGAGAUUAAAAAUCUUCGUCAAAAGCCAAAAAGCAUGUCACUGUUUUC
Tupaia belangeri chinensis (Chinese tree shrew) is the source of this 1262-nucleotide messenger RNA. RefSeq names its product testis expressed 35 (gene TEX35). The coding region runs from base 75 to 1061 and encodes 328 amino acids. NCBI's taxonomy places the organism in Eukaryota, Metazoa, Chordata, Mammalia, Scandentia, Tupaiidae. The transcript is spliced from 10 exons. Gene Ontology annotation, cellular component: nucleus. The record is from RefSeq and is a predicted model, not a curated record.